This is a messenger RNA of Geodia barretti, 1937 nucleotides long. The record is from the annotation of a GenBank genome assembly. NCBI's taxonomy places the organism in Eukaryota, Metazoa, Porifera, Demospongiae, Tetractinellida, Geodiidae.
AAGCAAUUUUCUUGCGGUUCACAGCAGGUGCUGCAAAACAGAUCCUGUAGGGGAACAAAGUUAAUGGUAAAUUGCUUACAUUGAUACAUGCACAUGUAACUGAGGGAUGUCCAGUAAUGACACAAAACAGGAAGUGAUGUCAUCAUUUUCAUUUCCUCAGUCUAGCCCUAGCUCUAUACCAGUAUGUACUUAGUAACCAAUAUACAUAGUAGUAUGAGGCAUUGCAGAAUUUUGCACUCUGAGCUGCUCGCCAACUGCGUUACAUUCAUCUGGUAAUGUAUGUAUAGUGACAGUAACUGGCAAUAAUUAGAGAAUAGUCUUCAGUAGCAGAGACGUAACAUAAUUAUACAUACAUACAUUACAUCACAUUAUAUGUACACCAUAUCACAUUACGUAUGAAUAAUCACUGACUAACCUGAUGUCAGUGCUGCAUAUUAUAUUAUAAUGGCAUGUAAUAUUGUCAAGACCAAUAGCUGUAGGUUAGAGUAAAUCUGAAAUGGCAACUGUGUAUCGCAUCCGCACAUGUACAUGUACAUUGUAUGGUCACCCAUGUGUAAACACUUUCUCCUCUUGUACUCUGGACUUUCCCAAGUCUGAUCUUGUUGCGCAUGUGCGGAUGAUUUAUAGGACGAUGACACGAGUGAUACAAUACGCAUGCGGGAUAGACAUGAGUGAUGAUGUAAUGUACUUGGACUUAAUUAACCCUCGGCGCGCAUGCGCAGCGAGGGUUCUGUAGUUGGGGGUGUGUGUGUGUGUCUGUUACUCUACAUCUCACCUCUCGAAUGUCUGUUCGUCCCAGAAACGAUUCCAUCUACCCAACGGGCGACGAAGGCAAUAGACUACUGAGUGAAACCUCGAGGGACGCCGUCGCACACUCUCUCACCUCUCCUCCGUAUUCCAAAGCCGAAAACCUGUUACCUUCACCGCGACAGACCCUGUUUUUGAUGGGGGUUCACGGACUGUGGAGUAUUAUAUCGCCUGCAGGACACACGGUACCACUCAGCAGGUUGGCAGGAAGGACUCUAGCAGUUGAUCUCAGUGGAUGGGUGUGUCAGGCUAUAAAGGCUAAGAGUCUGGCACAGAAAGUGCAGAAGCCACAUCUGAGAAACCUGUUCUUCCGUGUGUCGACGUUGUACCGUCUCGGAGCUAGUCUGGUGUUUGUUAUUGACGGGGAAGCCACCCAGUUGAAGUGGGGUACGCUGGACAAGAGAGAGGGGAGGGGGGAGGAGAGGAGGAGGAGGACUGGUCGAAGGACUAUACUCCAGUCUUAUGUGAAUGAGUGCUGUAAUCUACUGGACAGUCUUGGAGUCCCAUACAUCAGGAGUAAAGGAGAGGCUGAGGCUCUCUGCUCCAUUCUCAACUACACCGGCAUGGCGGAUGGUGUUCUAACCAAUGACAGCGAUUCAUUUCUCUAUGGUGCUACUACUGUCUACAGAGACCUCCAUACAACAGAGAGGAGUCCAACUGUGGAGUGCUACACUAUGAAGGCCAUACAUGAAAAACUGGCUUUGAAUCGAUCAGACCUAAUUGCACUGGCUCUUCUGCUUGGGUGUGACUACUGCCCUCAAGGUGUUGUGGGAGUGGGUAAAGAGACGGCUCUCCAGUUCCUGAGGGCCUCCAAGUCAGGUUCCCAGUCCACCUCCGAUGUCCUGGACCAGUUCCAGGAAUGGAGGAACGGCUCCAUCACAGAAGAUGACAUUGAGAGCAAAAUUCAGUUGACAGUGUUCAGGAAAGCGAUGAGUUCUCCCAACUUUCCACAGAAAGAGGUGGUAAGAGAGUUUCUGCGGCCACCGGACCUCCCCUCAUCAUCGUCUCCUUCGUCACUGGCUGGUGAUGACACUAGACUCAGACACUGGAGACAACCACUGCUGCACUCCACACAAGUGAUGUGCCAUCACCAACCCCAUGGCCGCUGGAGUACACUGCUAGAAGAUGGU